CAUGUUUGUCGAGAAGGGUAGACGUGAGGAAAAGUGGAAAUCGAACGAUUGAUGCACUUGUAAAACGGCGAGUUCGCUAUGUUUCGAUCAACGUUCGAUGAGUAUUAUAGUAAAACGUACCAAAAUCUCAGACCUCUGGGUUGCACCUUGCAUUUUGCACCUCGGUGUGAGGUAUAAGACGGCCCAGGGGGUUUGUGAUACGGUUGGCACCUCGUUAGCUAAUUUGGCUAGCCAUGCUAACGCUAGCUGGUUAGCUUUGUUUACAUCAAGUGCGCCUGGCAGAUUCUGCUAGUUAACUUUAAACCAGACUAAUUUGUAAACGAAGCAGCGGCUCAACUUUCAGUUGAUCGCCGACGAGGAGACAGAGUUGGGUAGUAAUUGAGCUGCAUGACUAUAAUCGACAAUCUGGUGUGUAAAACGUUUGAUGUACGAGGCUAACAUUAGCUUCUCAAUGCUAACCUAUUGAUCAUGGGUCUUUCGACCAUUCGAUUUAUUGUUACCCCGUAUGCUGGUUAGCGGAUGUACACUACUAUAAAUUAGUGAGCAAAUGCUCCAAAUUAGUCGAGUCUUUGUUUGUGAUAUGAAAGACGUCGUCGAUAAGAAGUGACGACAACGAACCGGUGAUGCUAACAUAAGCUAGUCACCUGCCGAGCUAGCUAACGUGCGUGUGUAGUGAUACUGCUUCACCAUGUUCGUUGUCUCAUAAUGUCUGGAAGUAAUUCACAUUUCAGUCUUUCCAACAAAUAUUUGGGCGUCUAACUGUUGCAUCGCCUGGACUCUCAUUCCUUUAACACCCCACGACUUUGCUGUUUGCAGCCGUGUCGCUCUGAGCGACCGGAUAUUUCCCCUGGACAGUGUUUCCUCAAGGCUGGAGGAGCAUACCGCUAUGAAUCCCAUUAAUGCAACCGCUCUUUAUGUGUCUGCAAGCCGGGCCGUGCUGCAGUGCGACCCGCGGCAGCCUCACACCUUCGCAGAGAUGUACAAGCUGCUACCCUUCUUCCGACAGUCCCUCGCAUGUCUAGUCUGUGGUAAACUGCUCCAGGAUCCUAUUUCUCCCACACACCCAGAGUGUCAGCAUUAUGUCUGCUUGGGCUGUAAAGGCCAGAAGAUGCAGAUCAGGCCAUCAUGCAGCCGCUGUAAGGACUAUUGUUACUUCCAAGAGAACAAACAACUUUCUUUACUGGUUCAGUGCUACAGGAAGCUCUGUCUCUAUGUAACUCAUUCACCAUUGCUGCAGUCAAUCAGCAGCCAUGUGGGAGGGUCUCCAGAGGUUAUGGCCUUGUUAGAGGAGGUGCUAAUAUCACACAAAGAAGAGAUGGAAUCAGAGGAUGCUAGCCUAGAAAAAGAAGAUGUGAAGCUGUCUGCUCCUGAAUCCCUUACCCCCACAGAGGCACCACCUGCUCCUGCAGAGCUGUCAGCUGAUCCCCAGAGCUCCUCUUCUGACCCUCCCUGCUUCAAUGGACCACAGGAAUGCAAUGGAGAAGCACUGGAGGACCUCGCUCCUUCAUCCCCAGAGCUGGAAGUAUGUGAGCUUGUGGAGGAGCAGCCACAUGCAGAGCUGUCUGUAUCGGAUACUGCUUGUGAAGGUUUGGAACUGAGUCUGACCACUGUACCUUUAGCCCCAACACCAGGCACUGUGUGCUCACUCAGGGAUGGGGAAUCUAGUAGCAGGGAGCUGGAGGAGGGAGAAGUGUUGCUCCUCAGUGUAGAGGAGGUGUUACAGACUUUGGAUCCACUUCAGCCCACGCGAGAUUCUCUUCAUGCACAGCCAGAAAGGACACACACUCACACACAUGUGACCACGGACAGAGCACACACUCAGAUGUACAUACAACUGGAUGCAGCCCACAACUACACCCAGAUUCAUACUGGCAGGACUAACACGGUGACAAACCGUGGUGUUCACAUACACACCUCUUCCUUCAAUCCUCCUCCAGCCUCUAAGCCCAUGCCAGUCCGCCUUAACCGCAAGCGAUCUCGAUCAGAGAGUGACAGGGAAAAGGUGAAACCCCUCUCUAUCACCUCUAUCUUGCAGGGCCCUCCUUCAAAGGUGAACACUCCAAACCCUUCUCACACACUGCACACAAAACUACCCACACCUUCCAGUACUGUACCAGCACACACAUACACGCUUUCCAAUGGGGCACCUCCCAAGCCCAGCCGCCCUGCCCAGAACUACAAUAAAGGUGCCAGGAAGCAUGUGGAACAGAGCCCCAAGAAACCCCAUGCCAAGGCCCGCAGUAGUGGAGGCUCCAAGGCCAAGGACCGAAGCAAAGACCAGCGACCAAUGCCAGGCUGCCUGGUGCCCACAGCUCCUGUCCGACCUCCAUACAAGAAGCCAGUAGAGAAGAAGGGCUGUAAAUGUGGUAGAGCCACUCAGAACCCAUCUGUGUUGACCUGCAGGGGGCAGCGCUGUCCCUGUUACUCCAACCGCAAGGCUUGCUUGGAUUGUAUAUGUCGAGGUUGCCAGAACUCCUACAUGGCCAAUGGUGAGAAAAAGCUUGAGGCCUUUGCUGUGCCAGAGAAGGCCUUAGAACAGACACGGCUCACACUUGGCAUCAACCUGACCAGUAUCACAGCGGCCGCAGCGCUCCGCAAUCCAGCAACCACCAGCAUCCGCGCUAACACCCUCCUCAAUGUCGCCACAGCAACAGGGACACCUGUCACAACAGCCUUCCUGUCUCCUAGCCCCCCACAAGAUCCCAACUUUGAUGACAGCCUGGAGCUGCUUAUUGGAUGAGAGGCCGGAACUCCAAAAAUAGACAGCUUGGUGCCGAUUAAAUGUGAUAGCUGAUCAUUUUUUCUGUCAGACAACCCGUACCUCCCAUCCUCAGUGGAGGUAAUCUAAGGCAGCUAUGGGUCUGUCUGGUUUUGUAACCUGCUAUUCUUCUGUGUUGGAAAAUGCUGAGUAGUAAGACUAGCAUGGGUGUGCCAAAGCCUCCUGUAUUGUGCCUGUGCGCUGUUGUGUAUGUGUUGCCUGUCUGUAGUUCAAGACUUAUGCUAUGUUCCAAGGAUGUUCUGUACUUCAGAGGUGCUUUGUUUUUAAUAGAGCAGAAACAUACUCGAAGAUGGCAAUAGAAACCCAUACCACGUUUUGUUUGUGUGCACACAAACAUACAUCCAACUAUGUAUAUGCAUGUGUGGAUUUUUUUUCCCUCCAAAAUUUGGUGCAUAAUGUCAACAACUGCAGCAUCAUAGGCUGCAGCAUUUUUCCAGUGCGAUUAUUACUCCCACAUAUGUAUAAGAAAUGCAUUUUUGGUAUCAGGACAACCCUUACUAACCCUAUAUGUGUUAACACCUUGUGAACAACACUUCUAAUGUAUGAAGAUAAUCUGUCUAAUACAAGACUGUAUGCCUUUUCUGUUCCAUUACUUCAAUCAAUCCAAGUACUGUCAGCUGUUAAUAUGUCUUAAUGAACUUGACUGAUGCAGGUAUUGUACAUUCAGCAAGAUAAUGUCAAAGCACUUGACUGACUUCAUGAUUUUUGUGUGUGUGCAGAAAUUAAGUCUAAUAUCAGUUGGGAUGAAGAGGGUGAGUUGUAAGCACUUAGACUGACAGCCCAAAUUACAACUCCACCCUUUUUGGUUACCAUAGCAAUAGAAGAAUUAACAAGGAGCCCCACCUGCUCCUGUGCACACAGUUGUUUACAUAGUAUUCCCAUUACAGACUAUACCUGUCUUCAUAAAGAAUACACCUGUUUUAUUUGAUUGUACAUGACUGUUUCUAGAUAAAACUGAAGCCAUAACUUCAAACAUUGGUUCUCAUAAAAAGAAAAUAUCUGUCCACUGCAGUUUAGGUCCCAACUGAUCAGAGACCAAUUCAAGAGAUUAUUUUUGAUACCGAGUGUUACAGAUUUGGUACCGGUGUCUUUUUUUUUUCACAGUGAAGCGCUCUAAUAAUCCACAAGGCUGUGUGUUGUCCAUGUUUGCGUUUACUGUCUCAGCUAUAACUGUUUGUCCAGUCAUGGUGACCAAAAAGACUGAGAAGAGGAUGUGGGUUUACCACACAAACACCUUGGCUCUCCACUUAUGAACCAAGAAUUAGCAGGUGUAUUACAGUAUGAUCAGUAGAAAUGACCUAUCUUCCUGUGUGUGUUUCAAAAUGUAUUUCUUUUGGGCAUUACUUGAACCCUGAUUAGUUUUUGGUAUUUUUGUUCUUUUUGACGUUUGAAUAAACAUGUUUGAGGAGUGACAAAUAUUGCUAAAACAUUCACUGCCAUACUAUGGAGACGUAAAACAUGAAUUAAAAGAUAGUUUUUUACUUUUUCA
This is a messenger RNA of Melanotaenia boesemani (Boeseman's rainbowfish), 4268 nucleotides long. It is a transcript of the gene msl2a, whose product is annotated as MSL complex subunit 2a. NCBI's taxonomy places the organism in Eukaryota, Metazoa, Chordata, Actinopteri, Atheriniformes, Melanotaeniidae. Gene Ontology annotation, cellular component: MSL complex. The record is from RefSeq and is a predicted model, not a curated record. Bases 887 to 2740 code for a protein of 617 amino acids. The transcript has 3 exons. Gene Ontology annotation, molecular function: ubiquitin protein ligase activity.